GUCCUGUCGCUUCUUCCGUCAUUCUCUUUUUCAGCGCCCAAACGUCGCUUUCUGCCUGACGAUAGACUGGAUUUGCUUUGUUUCAUGGUAUAGACCUCAACGGCGACGGGAAAUCUAUCCAUCAUGUCGAAGUUUACGAGGCUUUAUUUGCGGAUACCCCGUCCGAAGACCCUCUUUGGCUUCAUCAGCCUCCAGACCGGUACCGAACUGAUUUCUCUGGCGCUGGUCUUCAACAAGGUCACCGGCGUUUACGGCCUUCUUGCUAUUCUUACUGGAUUUCAACUCUCGCUGUUCCAACUUACGACUUACAUUUACUGCAUCGGAAUCCUCGGCACCCUCGUCUAUCUGAUCCCACACAUCCGAAAACAGACUGCGUUCGAGUGCCUGGCCUUGGCGUGGUUGUAUGUGAUUGAUACUGCUAUCAACUGUGCGUCUACAUUCGCUUUUGGAAUGGACUGGUACUUUGCCAAUGCUGCGCUAUCGACCGGGUCUGGAGUCAAGCCUUCAAGCCUGCCCGAUAUUGUUGCCGAAGGGAUGGAGGGUCUUCGCCGUGAAACCGCCAUGCACGGGGAUGCUGUGCCCCAGGAGACGGCGGCCAGCAUGAUUCUCAUCACCGGAUUGACCUUGAUCCGAGUAUACUUUAGCCUGGUUGUCAUGAAUUAUGCACGACAGGUGCUGCAAAAGUAUAUGCAGCUGAUGAUCCUCGAGGGACCCGGCGUCGACGAUCAUGUGGGACCUUUUGCGACCGACCUGCCUGACGGUGAAGGCCGGAGGGGUCAGCUCGGCCGAACGAUGGUGUCUUUUGGACGCAACUACUGGAUGGAUUAUUCCGAGGCGGGAGAGUGGACUGUCGGAGGUACCAGCCGGAAGCCUAGCUCAACCGGUACUCUGGCCGGCGAAGUAUAAGAGACGUAUUGAGAGAGAAAGGGAGACUGGUUGAAUCAUGUAAAGACAAGGCAGACAUAUACCUAGUUGAUGCGUGCAAAUAGAGUCCAAAGAGAGUUGACGAUAUAGACGAUGGGGAGCGGGACAGGGCGAAGGAGAAGGGGAGCGUAUGAAAUGACGCGAUUGGAACCCCGCGAUUCCUCAUCGAAAGAAAGGAAAGAAGUCUCGGCAUAGUUCUUGGUUUUUGCUGUUUUGGGCGGUCACGGGUGUGGCCUUAAUUAUUUAAUACAUAAAGUAACGCUGCUAUUGGUAUGCUUAUUU
Molecule: messenger RNA, 1206 nt
Organism: Trichoderma atroviride IMI 206040
Lineage: Eukaryota; Fungi; Ascomycota; Sordariomycetes; Hypocreales; Hypocreaceae
Biological process (GO): inositol phosphoceramide metabolic process
Cellular component (GO): inositol phosphoceramide synthase complex; Golgi membrane
Molecular function (GO): inositol phosphoceramide synthase regulator activity
Source: RefSeq, a predicted model, not a curated record